This is a messenger RNA of Benincasa hispida (wax gourd), 2433 nucleotides long. Its product is annotated as rhamnogalacturonan I rhamnosyltransferase 1-like. Lineage: Eukaryota; Viridiplantae; Streptophyta; Magnoliopsida; Cucurbitales; Cucurbitaceae. Gene Ontology annotation, cellular component: cytoplasm. The record is from RefSeq and is a predicted model, not a curated record.
AUUCUCAACAGCGUCAUCGGUAUUCGCGGCGAGGUUCCGGGCGAAUGGUGAUGCAAAAACGAUCUUCUUCCGCCGAAAACUUCUGUUUGUAGAAUCAUCAUCGUUUUCACAAUUUUGAAUGAAUUGAGAAUUUCAAGAAUCUUUCAACGAUAUUGUUGUUGAAGUUCUUCGUUUCUUCGAGACGACUGAUUUCAAGGGGACGCCGACGGGGAUUUCGGUAAUAACAGAUCGAUUUCCGAGGGUUCUUUCUUGAUUUCCUGAAAUAAUAAUACAUCAGAGGAGGUUUCUUCUUUGAUUCUCACCUGAAAGAACGGGUGAGAAGAAUAGAAAUGUGCAAGAUAGAGGGAAAUCGGAGGAAGGUCAAUGAACCAACGGUGAUGGAAUUGAAAACACUAGGAGAAAGCAAGGUUGAUAAACUGAAGAGUUCGAUGGUCUCGUCAGGGUCGAGAGUGCGGCCGUGGUUAAUCCGUUUAACAACGACUGUUUUGCUCUGGACUUGCAUUGUUCAAUUGAUUUCUUUAAUGGAGUUUUGGGGGCCUGGGGUCUUGAAAGGAUGGCCCUCUUGUUUUUCCCAUCAAUCUGUGGCUGCUGCUGUUUCUGGAGUUCAGGAAAAUCCUCUUUCAGUUCCACCCAAGAUUGUAUUUCCUCCUAAACGAUAUUACAAGAACAAUGGCUACUUGAUGGUGUCCUGCAAUGGAGGGCUUAACCAAAUGAGAGCAGCGAUAUGUGACAUGGUUGCAAUUGCAAAAUAUUUGAAUGUAACUCUUAUAGUACCUGAACUUGAUAAGACCUCAUUCUGGAAUGAUCCCAGUGAAUUUCAAGAUAUAUUUGAUGUGGAACAUUUCAUUGGAUCAUUGAGAGAUCAAGUACGCAUCAUAAGAGAGUUGCCUGACGGGCUUAAGAAGAGAAUGGAACAGCGAAAGGCUUACACAAUGCCACCUAUUAGUUGGUCUGACAUUUCAUACUAUCAUAAUCAGAUUCUUCCGCUGAUUCAGAAGCAUAAAGUUUUACAUCUGAACAGAACUGAUGCCCGACUUGCCAACAAUGAGCAACCAAUGGAGAUACAGAAGCUGAGAUGUCGAGUAAACUAUAGUGCUCUGAGAUUCACCUCAGCGAUAGAGGAGUUGGGGAAAAGGGUUGUCAAGCUGCUUAGGAAAAAUGGCCCUUUCCUAGUACUUCAUCUUAGGUAUGAGAUGGAUAUGCUGGCUUUUUCUGGCUGUACUCAAGGUUGUAACAGUGAAGAAAUAGAAGAUUUGACAAGAAUGAGAUAUGCAUAUCCAUGGUGGAAAGAGAAAGUAAUAGACUCUGAACAGAAAAGGAAGGAUGGAUUGUGCCCCUUGACCCCAGAAGAAACUGCACUUACACUGAGGGCGCUGGACAUUGAUCCUAAUUUUCAGAUUUAUAUUGCAGCUGGUGAAAUCUAUGGAGGAAAAAGGAGGAUGGAGAGUCUUGCAAAGGCUUAUCCAAAACUGGUCAAGAAGGAGACAUUGCUGAAACCUUCUGAUCUCAGGUUCUUUCAGAAUCACUCAUCCCAGAUGGCUGCUUUAGAUUACCUUGUCUCGUUGGAAAGUGAUAUAUUUGUUCCUACAUAUGAUGGGAAUAUGGCUAAAGUUGUUGAAGGUCAUCGCAGAUACCUUGGAUUUAAGAAGACCAUAUUGUUGGACAGAAGGAUACUUUUCAAUUUGAUAGAUCAAUACAAUAGUGAAAAGCUAAGCUGGGAGGAGUUCUCCUUGGCUGUAAAAGAAGCCCAUGCAGACCGGAUGGGGAAACCAACUAAACGAACUGUGAUCCACGGAAAACCUAAAGAAGAGGAUUAUUUCUAUGCGAACCCUGAAGAAUGUUUGCCACCGUCGGAGGACGAAAAAUGGGCUAUUUCUUCUCCAAUGCUAAAGAGAAUAAUUUGAGUUUUGAAUGUUGAGACUGUGACACAUUUCAGUACAUGGAGAGGUUGAACUAAUGGGAUCGAUCAAGAAUUUCAAGGUCAACAGAUUUGCAUAUAGAAAAGCCAGAGUAUAUAAAGAAGCCAAUUGGAGGGACGCUUAUUUUCUUUGGAACAUGGUUGUAUAUACACAGCUGAGAGCAGCAGCACCAUCAAACUGAGUAGGAGAUGCACAGUUAAUACACAGAUGGAUUUGGUAUGAAUUGUAGAAUGGAAUUUCUCCACAGUUCAUUGCCUCACUCCCAUUCAUAGCCUCAGUCUUCAUAUUUUAGGAGGGGAGGAGCUUAGGGAGUGAAAGAUUGUUUAUUUUACUCCUUCUCCCAAUAAAAGCAACAGUGUUAAGUUCAUAUUUUAUGUAUUUAGCAAAGUUCGUCUCACUUUCUUCCUUCUGAUAUGUUCUUUUUGCCUGUAAGACAUAGCAGGCAAUCAUAAUGGCAAAUUUAUUCAUUGAUUUUUAUAUCUAUUCGCAAUUGAUGAUCAUUAUUUUGUUCUAA